GUCUUGAUCUCUUAUUUCUAAAGUGAAAAUUAACCCUCAAUGUAUUUUAAUUCUAAUUGGAGUUUUUAUAGUUUUUAUUUUAAGGUGAAAUUCAAGCAAGCAGAGUGUCACAGAUAAACACUGGAGUAACAGAAGUAUAUUUUGGAAAUUGCUAUUGGUUCAUAAAAUUAAUGGUAUUAAUUAGAUAUUUUCUUUAAAGUUUAUAAAGUUCAGAAAACUAAGCAUAUACUUAAUACUUUGUUACUCAACAGUCUUCAUAUCAAGGCAUGUUUAUCAUUUUCUGAACUGACCAUGAUAUAUUUUGGGGCAUCCCAUUGAUAAAAAUAUUUCCUGGAGGCCUUGUUAGUGGGAAGAUGAGGAAGUUGGACUUAUAAGAAGAAUAUAUGUGACUAGGAAAAUUAAAAUGGAGAAGAGCCGAUUUGUUGUUUCUUUGAGUUUAUGUAAGAUUCAAUCUCAUUCCUAGAAUCAGAGGUAAGUUAAGUGCCAAAAACUGUUCUCUACACAGGUUCCAAUAUGAUAUCAUGCCAGAGAACUGCCACCUAGCAGGUGGCAAGUUGAACUUAGAUAAACCUUUGCAAAUUCAGAAUUCCCACAGUAGCUUUCUGUCUCCCCGGCUGCACACUGUAGCACCCUUUCUUGUUGGAUUAGAACUUUGUGUGUUUUGAAAAAAUAUGAAACUUAACAUUUUCAGGAAUGAGAAUUCUUACAUGCCUUUUAUCCAGACUCACCAGUUGUUAACAUUUUGCCACAUCCAGCUUACCACUCUCUAUAUAUAGUAUUAUUAUUUUAUUUUUGCUCAACAACUUAGGAGUAGGUUGCAGACAUCUGGGACCUUUAACCCCUAUAUACGCUAGCUUGUAUUUCCUAAAAUCAGGCAUUCUCUUACAUGGUCAUAGUACAGAUGAUUAAAUUCAGGAAGUUUAACAGUGGUACAAUAGUAUUAUCUAAUAUACAGUCUAUAUUCAAAUUUUUCUAUUCAUCCCCAAAAUGUCACUUGUUGUGUUGUUUUUUUUUUUCCGAAAUACAAGAUCAUGCAUUGCCUUUGGUUGUCAUGUAAGUUUUGUUGCUUUGGAAUAUAUAUCACUUCUGUUCAGAGUUAGAGAGUUGGUUUUUUGACUCAUCACCUGCAAGCUCUUUUGAAGGAAAAAAAAAGGCUUUAGGGGUUUCAAGGUGGCUGCUUGCUAGAAAACCAAAUUGCCCAGGUAAGAGGAACUUUUUUUGUUUUAAUUUUGAAAAAUUUGGCUGGGUUCUGGUGUAUUGACUCAGCAAAAUCUAUAAUGCAGCAAGGCUUGGUAAGCAUUAAAGGGGGUACUGAAGCUUUCCUUUAUUUCAUAAUCCCGAUUGUUUUUCUAGAAACCAUCAAUAGCCUCUAAAUGACUGACUCAAUUUUUGGAUCCUAUUCUCAUGACUAAGCAAAUGUUUGAUUUGAAACCAGCCCAGUAUAAAUGUCUCUGUGCCUCUAACUCUCUGUAGCUAUUCCUGGAGUUCAGCACUGGGAAAACCAAUCUAUGCACUAAAAAUGUCUAAAACUGGAACCAAGGUAAGUAAAUGGUCAUGCUGAUUUCUAGCCUACCCACUUUCUUUUCACCUAAUGCUACACUGAAAGAAACAUGGAGAAAAACAGAAGCCUGGAGGUGAGUAUGAUCACGGUUAGAAGGCUAGGAUUAGAGAAAAUAUUAAGAAAUGCUUAUUGUAUUUCCCACUUUAAUAGAAUUACCAAAGAGUUUAUUAAGGGUUUAUCUUUAUGUGUGGUACUAUGUUGAAUAUUGUACAUGUAUGUAAUGUGUAAAUAUCAUCACAUUUCUGCCUUCCAGCAACUAAUCUUUGAACUUCCACAGGAAUAGGACAUGCACAUAAGAGGAUUAUGUGGAGUUAAAAACUUAGUAUUCAAUUAAAAAUUUGUCUUGUGAAAUCUAGCCUCAACCAUUAAUAUUCUAGAAGGCCAAAGUGGAUGGACCAGUCAAGUGAAUUAAAUCCUACAUACCCGCUUCGUUCGGCGGUUACGCUUAUCCCUGUCCCCAAAUGCAUUGCUUACUUGGGUUAGGAAAAUUGCCUCUGAAAUACUUGAUUCACUAUUGUUGGACUAGACACUGAUUCUCUUCGGGAAUGAGGGACUAUACCUUCAUUCUCUUUUUACUUCUUCCACUGACCAUAGCUCUAAAGCAAAGCCUUUGGUGCCUGAUAUUCCUCCCUAACGUUCUACUCUGAAAAUGUUCAAAACCAUUGAAUCUUAAAAGAAGAAAGGUGUUGAACGAAUACUCGUAUGUCAUUUACUUAUGUUCUCCAAUUGUUAACAUUUUGCCAUAUCUGGUUUCUCUCUGUCUCUCUUUUAACUAAAUCAUUAGAAAAUAAAUAGCAGACUUUGUUAUACUUUUGCCUGAAGUAUUUUAGGCAUGUAUAUCCUAAAAACAGGGGUAUUCCCUGUGUAAACAUAAUACCAUUAUGUCCCCCAAAUUUAUCAUAAGUGUAAUACCUAAUAUUCAGACUCUAUUCAGAUUUCCUUCAGUUGCUCCCCAAAAUGUGCUUCAUGGCUGGCUUUUCCCCUGCUGUGGAAUCCAGUCAAGGAUCACACAUUGCAUUUGGUUGUCAAGUUUCUUUGAACUUCUUUUUGUUUGUUUUAGCCUCUUUCAUAUAGAACAGUUCCCCUAUUUUUUGUUCUUGUUCUUUGAGACAUUGACAUUUUUCAAAGUCCAGACCAGGUGUCUUAUGGAAAGUCCCAAUAUCUGGAUUUGUCUAAUUGUUUUCCCAUGUUUAGAUUCAGACUAACCACUUUGGCAAGAAAUAUACGUAGGCAAUAUCAGGUACUUCUCAGUGUAUUUUUUCAGAAGGUAUCUCUUAACUUGUUCCGUAAUUGGUUAGUGCCUGAUUUUUCUUCCCAUUUGGAAAAGAGAACUAAUAGUCAUACUUGCAUCCAGAAGGUUUGGGGAGAAAAAUAAGACAGUGUUCUUUAGUGCUCUGAGGUUUUUGAAAAAUCCCAUGAAAUGCCAUGAAAAUCCCACUAAAGAGAAUCUGAAAUCCUUCGAGGGAUGUCCAUGUGCCUGGAGGGAAGACUCUUAGAGAACAUCCCCCACUUUUUAAAGAUUUCCAGACUAGGAAUAGUGUAAUCUCUUUUAUUUCUUGUAGCUGGGCUGUUCAUUUAGUUAAAAACUGUUGCUGCUAGGCCAAAGGAGAUAGUAAUUCAUCUCUUAUUCUUCCUCUUAUUGCUUCUCCCUUUCUCACUAUCUUGCUAGCAAUUUAAUCACAGGAGUUAUGGGCUUGGCAGAAGCAAUGCAUUUUACUAAGUUUGUUUUUGUUACCUCUGGAAUUCUCAAGACAUUUUUCUCUCUGCUGUAUUGGAUUAGUAGGCUAUUUUUGAAAACAUGAACUUGAAAAUUAGAGGAAUUUUGUAACAACUUCUAGGAAAGUCUCCUGCACAUUUCUUAGCCUUCUCUACAAAAAUUUUUGCCUGAGUCCCAACCUCUCAGCUGACUGUGAAGUAGAUUUCAUGGUCCUUCUACAAAUGGAAAUUGAGUAGAGCUGCAACAUUCUCUGGGUCCUGAGAUUUGGUCUCAGGUCUCCCACCACAAGAAGUGCUUGGCCCUGGAACUCAGUAGUGGUUCUGUGGCAACACUAGGGCUUUGUUUCUACUGUGGGAUGAUUGGCUGGUCUGCUGGAAAGGUGGACAGCAGGGAAGAAUCAUGUGUGUUUCCAUUUCUCAGAUACUGAAGUCAGUCAGGUAAAUGUGCAGAGGGUAGUAAGUGUGAGAAACAAUGAAGGAAGAAAGCUGAUAUUAAUUUCCCUUAGCGUAUCCCUUGCAAAGCCUCUUUUUUGCUGAAUAGUUGGCCAAAAAACAAAGGUAAAUUGACUUAAGGAGUUUAGAAUCUAUCCAUUCUUAGAGAAGUUACUUUGAUUUUCCUAACAAUUUUCCCACAGGUUUUGGGAAAAGCCUUAUCAGAUCCAGAACAGUCUUGUUCCAUUUCUAAGAGUAAAUGGUGUAUGUUGAACAGAGCUAGCUGUGCAGGCAGUAAGACAGCAGAGGGAGAUAAAGUAAAAUAGAAUGAACCACAGAUUACUAACCAGGAGUCUGCACUGCUGUCCACUGGUUUGCCUGCAUCCAGCUUGUAACUAGCUAGUGACCUUGGGCAAAUCAUUUAACUUCUUUAUCUGUAACAGCUGUAGCUUUUUGGCAAUCACGAGCCAACUAUUAAAAUUAUUUUAUCAACACUGUGCUGUUGGACCCUCAGAACAACCCUCUGCAGUGGACAUCGUUACCCAGAUUUAACUAGUGGUGCUGUAAUUUUGUUUUCUCAUCUGUAAACUGGGGUAUCACGUACCUGUAAAUCUGUGCUAUGCUAAAAUGGGAAGGGGAAUGGGAAGAGAUGAAUAUGGAAAGGGAAGAAAGGAGGUGAAGUAGGUGAUUUAGGGGUGGGCAGGGUAAGGAAGCUUUUCAGGAAAAGGAAAGAAGAGAGUUGAGAGAGACAGGAAGGGUAGGGAGGGAAAGAUUACAGCUGAAGGAAAGAACUAUUAGUAGGUUACUAUCUAGAAAGACUCACCUGGGGUAGAAAAGAAUGAGGUAUUAUUAUGCCUGGCUGCGAGUCAUUCCUAACUUUCUUCUGCUCCUUCAUUUCCUACAUCUAGUUAGUCUCCUCAUCCUCGUUUCUGUGACUGUUUCCUCAUUGUUCACAUCGCAGUUGCCUUUGGUUGGCCCUCGGCAUCUCUCACCUCGCCCAGAGCAACCAGCUAUUUCCAGGCUCAAACCACUGCCUUAUUUCCCACAUCACCCCCCGAGGGAUCCUGGCCUGGCUUCUGGGUCCCUGGGGCUUUAUUUCCUAACCCUUCACCGCAUACUCAACAUGCACCAGGCUUAAUGAACUGCUUGUCCCAUUGGCCGGGUCCUUUCACUCCUUUAUUCCUUCAUACAAGCUGUCCUUUUGUCUCUGCCUCUGGAAAACCCUUACCUACCCCUCGACCCUCACCUCAGAGAUCCUCUCCAGACUCUGACUACCUCUGCUGCUUUCAUCUGAAAUGGCUGACUUGGUUUUUCGCCUUUUAAACCGACUGAGCUAAUUAGCCACAGGGUGGCGGCAUCACACCAGGGACUUGACUGCUCGAAUGAAGGACGCCUGUGAUUGCAAUUCAAAUUCUAACCGAGCAUGGAUCUUGGCUGUGGAGUUCUAGGACAAGAAGGGACAAACUCUGUGGUCCGUUUGGUCUAGUGGUUUUCGGAAACACUGUCGUGAAGCCCUGAGAGUUCCUGGGAAUUCUGUCACCUGCUUCAGACAAAACUUAUUUUACAGCCAGACCUUUGAACCUAGUCCAGUCCUUUCAUUUGCCAAAUGGGAAGCUGGAGCCCAGAGAGAUGGCUUGUCUACAAGGUGGCUUGUAGUAGGGCUGGCUGGAGAGGGGCAGCUCUGGAGCCUAGCCUUAGUAUUUCCCAUUUCUCUGGCUUGCAGAGUUCCCAGUGCCGUCACAGACCUCACAGGUCUCACAGGUUUACCCCAAACAAAGACUGUGGUGAAACUUGGUAAGAGUUUGAAGCAAAGGACAUUCUUGCCUUGUCAUUUUGUUACUUUGCAACCUCUCUUGUUGGCAAUACAAUAAUAAUACAGAACAUAGUAUGCUAUAUUUUUUUUUAUGUCAGUAUGUUUUAUAACCAUCUAAAAUGAGCUCUAAAGCUAAGGUCAGUGUCUGCAUUUGGAACUCACUCAUCUUCGUCCAGCUCUUGUUGCGGGUUUGUCAAGCACUGGACACAGGGUUCCGUAGCCUAAACAACGCUUGGUUCUUGCCUUUGGAAGAAGUCUAGUAGGAGUUGGUGGGAGAGACAGAUACACAAGUGGAAAACUCAUUAUAUAAUGUGAUAAGCACAGUGAGGAGGAAGGCAUGACCUUGAGCCUGAAACUACUGGCUUACAGCAGAGCACUCUUCUACUUUUUUCAUUUUAAGCCUUCAGAAAGUACUCAUGCCUGUUGUGGACAACAAAAGUUGUCUCCCGAGGCACACGUUGUGAGGGAAGGGAGAACUGUGUAUUUUCUCCUCAGGAUUGAGGAGGAAAGAAUUUCUAAAGUGGAGAACGUGUUCUUAAUUUUCACUUUUCUAUAAAUAAAGCCACCCAGCCCCUCAGAUCUUCGCUUCGUCUGCCCUGUCCCUCAGAUUACUUUCUUUGAAGACAAAAACUUUCAAGGCCGCCACUAUGACAGCGAUUGCGACUGUGCAGAUUUCCACAUGUACCUGAGUCGCUGCAACUCCAUCAGGGUGGAAGGAGGCACCUGGGCUGUGUAUGAAAGGCCCAACUUUGCCGGGUACAUGUACAUCCUACCCCGGGGUGAGUACCCCGAGUACCAGCACUGGAUGGGCCUCAACGACCGCGUCAGCUCCUGCAGGGCUGUUCAUCUGUCUAGCGGAGGCCAGUAUAAGAUUCAGAUCUUUGAGAAAGGGGAUUUUAAUGGUCAGAUGUACGAAACCACUGAAGACUGCCCUUCCAUCAUGGAGCAAUUUCACAUGCGAGAGGUCCACUCCUGUAAGGUGCUGGACGGUGCCUGGAUUUUCUACGAGCUGCCCAACUACCGAGGCAGGCAGUACCUCCUGGACAAGAAGGAGUACCGGAAGCCCGUCGACUGGGGUGCGGCGUCCCCAGCUGUCCAGUCUUUCCGCCGCAUCGUGGAGUAAUGAUGUGGACUGGGCCAUGACCUUCUUCCUAGGGGCCAAAUGCUGGCUGGCCUGUUCGUCCAAAAAAGCAUCAUAAAUAAAACAAUUGGCAUGCAUUCCACUGUUUACUGUAACGCCUCUCCUUAAACACUUUUAGGGACCAGUAAAGUAGCACCCGCCACAGCGGGCAGUUACACGAAGCAGCUCAUCCUUCAGAUUACCCAUCUAUAUCUUUGUGCCAAACAAAAUGGGACUGCAUUAAAAGGUUAGAAAAUCA
Molecule: messenger RNA, 6901 nt
Organism: Camelus dromedarius (Arabian camel)
Lineage: Eukaryota; Metazoa; Chordata; Mammalia; Artiodactyla; Camelidae
Gene: CRYGS
Product: crystallin gamma S
Exons: 2
Coding region: 6202-6645 (147 amino acids)
Biological process (GO): lens development in camera-type eye; visual perception
Molecular function (GO): structural constituent of eye lens
Source: RefSeq, a predicted model, not a curated record